Striga hermonthica is the source of this 1389-nucleotide messenger RNA. Lineage: Eukaryota; Viridiplantae; Streptophyta; Magnoliopsida; Lamiales; Orobanchaceae. The record is from the annotation of a GenBank genome assembly.
AUGCUGGCAAUAGUAACCUGCAGUAGCUCCAUAGUUCCUCCUUCGAGACCUCACACCGCCGCCGCCACUUUCAUCUCCGGCAAGCAUCUGCCGUUUCUCGGUCGCCGCAAGCUCUGCUGCGACGUAGUUUCCCGUCUUCCGGCUCCUCCUCUCACCCCAUGGGAUAAUGAGAAAGACGAUGCCCAUAUCUUCCAUGAACGAGAUCUUGCGCAGGAAAAAGUCUCUUUCACCACUCGUCGGACGUUUUUUGCGCGUUUAGUAAUGUGCACAUGCUACUCUUAUCUUCUUACUUCAAGGUACUCUCCAGCUUAUGCUUUAGGAGACCCAUCAGUGACUGUUGAACAAGUCACACCUCCAGUUUUCUCUGCUGGGACACUUUUCCCAUCCGAGGAAAGAAUUGUUGAACUGUUUGAGAAGAAUACUUACUCGGUGGUCAACAUAUUCGAUGUAACUUUGCGCCCCCAACUUAAUAUUUCAGGGUCUGUUGAGGUGCCUGAAGGAAAUGGUUCAGGAGUUGUCUGGGAUGAACACGGUCAUAUUGUUACGAAUUAUCACGUUAUUGGAAAUUCUCUAUCAAGAAACCCAAGCACCGGCCAAGUUGUUGCUCGAAUCAAUAUUCUAGCUUCUGAAGGCGUACAAAAGAACUUCGAGGGUAAAUUAGUUGGUGCUGAUCGGGCAAAGGAUCUUGCUGUCUUGAAGGUUGAAGCCUCUAAGGAACUAUUGAGACCAAUGAAGGUGGGCCCAUCAUAUUCUCUAAAAGUUGGUCAGCAAUGUUUGGCGAUCGGAAAUCCGUUCGGUUUUGAUCACACACUUACUGUUGGGGUCAUUAGCGGACUCAAUCGAGACAUUAACAGUCAAACGGGUGUUACUAUUGGUGGAGGUAUUCAAACUGAUGCUGCCAUAAACCCUGGAAAUAGUGGUGGUCCUUUAUUGGAUUCGAAGGGAAACUUAAUCGGCAUUAACACUGCGAUAUUUACACAGACAGGGACUUCGGCUGGCGUGGGGUUUGCAAUUCCUUCAUCGACAGUAGUAAAAAUCGUGCCACAGCUAAUCCAGUUCGGCAAAGUUGUUCGAGCGGGAUUAAAUGUUGAAAUCGCUCCCGAUCUUAUUGCAAGCCAACUCAAUGUUCGAAACGGAGCUUUAAUUUUGCUGGUUCCGGGAGAUAGUUUAGCAGCUAAGGCAGGUCUUUUACCAACUACAAGAGGCUUUGCGGGUAAUAUUCUGCUCGGGGACAUAAUUUUGGCAGUGGAUGAUAGACCUAUAAAGAGUAGAGCAGAAUUGUACAAGACAUUGGAUGAUUACAAUGUUGGGGAAAAAGUGAUUUUGAAGAUUCAGAGAGGUACUGAAAAUUUGGAGCUACCCAUUGUUCUUGAGGAAAAAAAGGGAUGA